Phytophthora sojae is the source of this 1422-nucleotide messenger RNA. RefSeq lists its product as hypothetical. The record is from RefSeq and is a predicted model, not a curated record. The coding region runs from base 5 to 1222 and encodes 405 amino acids. Gene Ontology annotation, molecular function: proteasome-activating activity; ATP hydrolysis activity; ATP binding. The transcript has a single exon. Gene Ontology annotation, cellular component: proteasome regulatory particle, base subcomplex. Lineage: Eukaryota; Oomycota; Peronosporomycetes; Peronosporales; Peronosporaceae. Gene Ontology annotation, biological process: proteasome-mediated ubiquitin-dependent protein catabolic process.
CGAGAUGGAGGAGAUCGGCCUGCCCCCCGUGGCCGCGGACGAGGAGCCGCUGGUGCCCGUGACGAUCGAGAGCAAGACGGACCUGUACGCCAAGUACAAGUCCCUGGAGCGGCACCUCGAGUUCCUGGACAUCCAGGAGGGCUACAUCAAGGACGAGAUGAAGAACCUCAAGCGCGAGCUCAUCCGCGCCAAGGAGGAGGUCAAGCGCAUCCAGUCGGUGCCGCUGGUCAUCGGCCAGUUCCUCGAGAUGGUGGACGCCAACUACGGCAUCGUGGGCUCCACGGCGGGCUCCAACUACUACGUGCGCAUCCUCAGCACGCUGGACCGCGAGAGGCUCAAGCCCAACUCGUCCGUGGCGCUGCACCGCCACUCGCACGCGGUCGUGGACGUACUGCCCCCCGAGUCGGACUCGAGCAUCCAGAUGAUGCAGAUGUCGGAGCGCCCCGACGUGUCGUACUCGGACAUCGGCGGCAUGGACAUCCAGAAGCAGGAGGUGCGCGAGGCCGUGGAGCUGCCGCUCACGCACUUCGACCUGUACAAGCAGAUCGGCGUGGACCCGCCGCGCGGCGUGCUCAUGUACGGCCCGCCCGGCACAGGCAAGACCAUGCUGGCCAAGGCCGUGGCCAACGCCACCACCGCCGCCUUCAUCAGCGUCGUGGGCUCCGAGUUCGUGCAAAAGUACCUGGGCGAGGGCCCGCGCAUGGUGCGCGACGUCUUCCGCCUGGCCAAGGAGAACUCGCCCGCCAUCGUCUUCAUCGACGAGGUGGACGCCAUCGCCACCAAACGCUUCGACGCCCAGACGGGCGCCGACCGAGAGGUGCAGCGCAUCCUGCUCGAGCUGCUCAACCAAAUGGACGGCUUCGACCAGGCCACGAACGUCAAGGUCAUCAUGGCCACGAACCGUGCAGACACUCUGGACCCGGCCCUGCUGCGGCCCGGCCGCCUGGACCGCAAGAUCGAGUUCCCGCUGCCCGACCGGCGACAGAAGCGCCUCAUCUACCAGGCCUGCACGGCCAAGAUGAACCUCGGCGACGAGGUGGACCUCGAGGACUACGUGAACCGCCCCGAGAAGAUCAGCUCGGCCGACAUCGCCUCCAUCUGCCAGGAAGCCGGCCUGCAGGCCGUGCGCAAGAACCGCUACGUCGUGCUGCCCAAGGACUUCGACAAGGGCUACAAGAACGCCAUCAAGCGGGCAGAUACGACUUUCGAAUUCUACCACUAGGCGAGGAGGCGCUGCACUACUUCGAAAUGCUUGUGGACAGGUAAUAACGCUUCCGCGUCAAUGAAUUCUAAGGUUGCAAACUCCGCCGACAAGUGAAACAAUUGGCGGGAACCCGGGUACCCAUCGGGACCCCGGUUCCCCCAAAACUACCGGUACACAUGUAUGAGCAAAUGCAUUGAAGUUUGGUCUAUGACCUACAU